Messenger RNA from Schizosaccharomyces japonicus yFS275, 4274 nucleotides. RefSeq names its product ATP-dependent DNA helicase Snf21. Gene Ontology annotation, molecular function: nucleotide binding; hydrolase activity; histone octamer slider activity. Gene Ontology annotation, cellular component: RSC-type complex; nucleus. Gene Ontology annotation, biological process: epigenetic regulation of gene expression; heterochromatin boundary formation; transcription by RNA polymerase II. The transcript has 2 exons. The record is from RefSeq and is a predicted model, not a curated record. NCBI's taxonomy places the organism in Eukaryota, Fungi, Ascomycota, Schizosaccharomycetes, Schizosaccharomycetales, Schizosaccharomycetaceae. Bases 222 to 3968 code for a protein of 1248 amino acids.
AACUCACCACCAAAUAUUCAACUUCUGUGCACGGAAGGUCUAACCACCACCAAGUUAGCAAAGUAGUAACACGAGAACAUCAGUUUUAUUACGCCGGUGCUUCUACGACAUUGCUAGUAAAAAAACAAAAAAAAAUUGUUCUGGUUUUAGGAAUAAUUCAGAAGACACGGAACUUUAUUUAAUACUCGACGUUAGUCGCCGAUUCGUGGUUGUUUUACCAUAUGGAACGCCAAAAAGAAAGCGCUGCUAAAUCAGUAAAUCAGCUGUUGGAGCGGUGGAAAACACUUUCUCAAAAUGGGAGUAACGAGAAAACCGAUUGGGAAUUCGCAAAAGUCUGCGAUGAGUUACGUAACGUCCAAAAACUUAUUCGGGAAAAGCAACAUGCGCGGAAUUUAAUUAAACGAUACACUGAACGGCCACUCAAAUCAUUUGAACGGGAUGUUCUACUCCAGCAAAUUCGGUCGUUUAAACGGCUUAGCAUGAAUCUUCCAAUGGAGGGUGAUCCAUUGCUGCUGACGGUUCAAGAACAUUUGAAUAGUCAGGUCGACGUUGAGUUGUUGAAAGACGAACUGUCUAAGGGUGCAAAAUCCGUUAACCGGUCGACUGACGCUGUGUUGAACAAGAUCUGCCGUUCUGGUAGUAUAGUUUCAUCUUCAGAAUUGCAAAAGUACCGGGAAACAGAGAUGCUCGUAAAAAUGCGUAUUUUCAAUCGGAUUGCUACUUUGGAGGAGACUUCUAGUAAUCUGUUAAAUAUCACAGACAUACUAGAUUCGCCAAAGGAAUCGGAUGUGCAUGAUUGCAAACGGAAAGCACUGAUUGAAUUGAAAAUGCUUCGGCUAUUGAAAAAGCAGGAGUUCCUUCGUUCUGAAGUUUCUCAUUGUAUGCCACAAAUGCGAAGUAUCACAAACGCUGCCCAACGUAUCGCUUACCGAAGGCUCAAACACUCGCCACAAGAGACACGACUUACAGAAGCCCUGGAACGUCAGCAACGCAGCGACAGAGAACGGCGGCAGCGCCAACGGCAACGCGAUUACUUACAGGGCAUAUGUUCACAAGGCCGGGAAAUAUCAUCCCGUGCAAAGCUGAAUCAGACUCGUGCACAAAAAUUAAGUCGCGCGGUGCUUGCUUAUCACUCGCAUAUUGAAAAAGAGGAACAACGUCGGGCUGAGAGAAAUGCCAAGCAACGUCUGCUGGCUCUUAAGGCUGAUGAUGAGGAGGCUUACUUAAAACUUAUCGAUCAAGCAAAAGAUACCCGUAUUACGCAUCUCCUUCGUCAAACUGACCAGUACUUGGAUUCACUUGCGCAAGCCGUCAAAGCACAGCAGGCAGCCUUUGGUGAACCGGUUUACAAUAGCGAGCUUGAAAGCAAACUUCAAGACUCAAGCAAAAAACCGGAUUAUUACAAUGUAGCACAUAACAUCCGGGAGGUCAUUUCUGAGCAGCCAUCCAUAUUGGUCGGUGGAAAGCUCAAAGAAUAUCAACUUAAAGGUCUUCAGUGGAUGAUAUCAUUGUACAAUAACCAUCUGAAUGGUAUUCUUGCUGAUGAAAUGGGUUUGGGUAAGACUAUCCAAACCAUCUCACUCAUUAGCCAUUUAAUCGAAAAGAAACGGCAAAAUGGCCCAUUCCUUAUUAUUGUUCCACUUUCAACAUUAACGAACUGGACUAUGGAGUUUGAAAAAUGGGCACCCUCCAUUACUAAGAUUGUGUACAAGGGUCCUCCUAUGGUUCGGAAAGCUUUGCAUCAACAGGUCCGACAUGCAAACUUCCAGGUUUUGCUGACUACAUUUGAGUAUGUCAUUAAAGACCGACCACUUUUAAGCAAAAUUAAAUGGAUUUACAUGAUUAUUGAUGAAGGUCAUCGUAUGAAAAACACACAUUCAAAACUGACAAACACCUUAACCACAUACUACUCGUCUCGAUAUCGUUUGAUUUUGACGGGUACGCCCUUACAAAAUAAUCUACCUGAAUUGUGGGCUCUUCUCAACUUUGUUUUACCCCGAAUUUUUAAUUCCGUCAAGAGUUUUGAUGAAUGGUUCAACACACCUUUUGCGAAUGCUGGCGGCCAAGACAAAAUGGAGCUUACCGAGGAAGAGUCACUACUCGUAAUUCGUCGGUUACACAAGGUGUUGCGUCCUUUCUUGCUUCGACGUCUGAAAAAGGAUGUUGAGGCAGAGCUUCCGGAUAAGGUUGAGAGAGUUGUUCGUUGCCAAAUGUCGGCUCUACAGUUAAAACUUUACACACAAAUGAAAAAGCAUGGUAUGCUAUUUGUGCAAAACGGUACCAACGGAAAAACGGGUAUCAAAGGUUUGCAAAAUACUGUGAUGCAGCUGAAGAAAAUCUGUAACCAUCCGUUUGUUUUCGAAGAAGUCGAAAAGGUCGUUGAUCCCAGCGGAAUGAGCUUUGAUAUGCUAUGGAGAGUUGCCGGCAAGUUUGAAUUGCUGGAUAGAAUACUGCCAAAGCUUUUUAAGUCUGGUCAUCGUGUGCUUAUGUUCUUCCAAAUGACCCAAAUUAUGAAUAUCAUGGAGGACUAUUUGCAUUACAGAGCUUGGAAGUACCUGAGACUCGACGGAUCCACCAAGUCUGAUGAUCGUUCACAGUUGCUGCAUCUCUUCAACGACCCAGCAUCCAUUUACACGAUCUUCCUGUUGAGUACACGUGCAGGAGGUUUAGGUCUCAACCUGCAGACAGCAGACACUGUAAUUAUUUUUGAUUCAGAUUGGAAUCCUCACCAGGAUUUACAAGCACAAGACCGUGCCCAUCGUAUUGGUCAAACCAAAGAAGUACGUAUUUUCCGUCUUAUUACCGAGAAAUCUGUCGAGGAAAAUAUUCUUGCCCGUGCUCAGUACAAACUUGAUAUUGAUGGAAAGGUUAUUCAAGCAGGAAAGUUCGACAAUAAAUCAACACCAGAGGAGCGUGAGGCUUUCCUACGCUCCCUGCUUGAAAAUGAAAAUAGCGAAGAGGACAACGAAGAAAAGGGAGAACUUGACGAUGACGAAUUAAACGAAAUGAUCGCUCGAGAUGACAAUGAAUUACGAAUGUUCAAGCAAAUGGACCUUGAGCGUGAAAUGAAUUCACCGUAUGGAAAGAACAAAAUCCCCAGAUUGAUCCAAUUGAACGAGUUACCCGAACUGUAUCAACGCGAUGAGCCGGAAAAUGUUAUGGAUCAACACUUUGAAGCUGCAGGAUUGGGGAGAGGUGCAAGACGCCGUACACCCGUUGUUUAUGAUGAAUCUAUCCGUGAUGAGCAAUGGCUUCAAGCGAUUGAACAGGAAACGAAUGUUAGAACAACACGUUCGCGAUCCAAACGAGGCUCAACACAUUCAACAACCUCAACACAGCCAGAGAAGCGGAAACGACGGAGAGGUCCAGCUCCAGAUACGUUGUCACCAGAGCACCGGGUAUUCCUUCGACAGCUGUGCUUGGAAUUGUACAGUGCGGUGAGCGACUUACAGGAUGAAACGGGAAGAAACGUGAACGAACUAUUUCUCGAGUUACCGAGCAAACGUCUGUAUCCAGACUACUAUGUGAUUAUCAAGCAACCCAUAUCACUGGACAUGAUUCGGAAACACAUUAAUGGCACAUGGUACAAGUCAUUAGAGGAUUUAAUUGGAGACUUCAAGAUUAUGUUCAACAAUGCUCGCACCUACAACGAAGAAGGAUCAUUUGUCUACGAGGACGCCAACCGGAUGGAAAGGGCGAUGAACGAAAAGCUUGAAGAAAUGAGACAAAACGGGUCCAUUAAUGCGCUUCAACAUCUUCAACUAGCAGCCGAGGCGCUUGUCGCUAUGGAUCCACCGGUAAGUGAAGCAACAGACUUCGUGGCCGGUGCAACUGAAGUCGCCCAGUAUAAAACCAUGCAAAAUGGAGUCUCUACUAGGGCGCACGCCAAAAACGAUGCCAUCUCUUCCCAAGAACCCGGCGGGCCCGCUUCUAUGGACGAAGACGAUGAUGAUGAGUACAGAGAGUAGCUCAAAUCAUCAACGCCAUUGUCUUACCAUCAUGGCUCAUUAAAUUACUGUACAUUAGGUAAACCAAAUAGACCGUCUCAGACAAAACGAGCAGAGCGAUAAUGCAAAUUCUGACCUGAGGAACAACGGAUGCGUGAAAUAGUCUUAUGCCAUAUGUUCUUUUUAUACGAAGCGACGGAACGAGGGAGGGUCGUUGUAAUUUUUUCCUAAUAUGAAACGAUGUUCUGUGCUAAGCAGAAUACCAUUUCCCCCAUCUACGGCUUUCAUAUUGACUUUAAGCAUUCAUUCGACUGUCGUAUCUACCCA